Messenger RNA from Poecilia reticulata (guppy), 889 nucleotides. The record is from RefSeq and is a predicted model, not a curated record. NCBI's taxonomy places the organism in Eukaryota, Metazoa, Chordata, Actinopteri, Cyprinodontiformes, Poeciliidae.
GCGACAUUGCAGAGCGCUUUUGUGAAACUAAAGGAAGAGGACGCUAGAGAUGAGCAUUAAGAAGGCAGGAGGGGCGAGAAUUAGACGUGUCUUUCUCCAACAGGGUUCCGACUAAAUGCUGGGGUCUUAGCACACGACGAAGAGCCAGGCUUUGGGAUUGGAUAGCGACCAUAUAGCGUAACAGCACCCCCCGCCCCCCAUCAUCAUCUCCUCUGUUGAGAAUUGCGUUAAAAAAGGAAAGGCCUGAGCUUUGUCAACAUUACGGGAUUAAUAUAUUUUUUUAUUUUUUUGAUUUUGUCCCCCCCUCCUUUAGAUUAAGAGGAACGGUUGCAGACUGGUGUAUGUGUUUAGAAUGGGACACACUGAAGGUCCAGUCAAAGAAAAAGACAGUUAAGGAUGCAGGAGCCCAACAAUGGAUUUCUCCUUCUCUUUCAUGCAAGGGAUCAUGGGAAAUACAAUUCAGCAACCCCCUCAGCUCAUUGACUCAGCCAACAUCAGACAGGACGGCUCCUGCGACACCGGCAGUGACCCGGGUGAGGAUAGCGGUCCCUCUUACGAUGCUGCCCUGGAUGCAGAGUUCUCUUACCCGCCGUCAGCCUCGGAGGACAUGCCACAGGUCCCUAACGGCUACCCCCCGGGUCUGGGCCUGUACGAGCCCCAGGCCAAGUUCUCCAUGUACUCACAGUUCCCCAACGGCUCGGCUAACGGUUACGGCACCAUACGGAGCUACGGGGACCACGGCCUCCUGCCGGGGGAGGGAACUGUCCUGAGAGGACCUGGCCUCCAUGAGAGACCUCUGUCCCCCGUGUCUCCACCGCUGUCGGUACAUCACCCGCACCUCCACCACCCCCAUCACCAUCACCACCACCACGCACACCCCUUCCACUCA